This is a messenger RNA of Sporothrix brasiliensis 5110, 1851 nucleotides long. RefSeq names its product sorting nexin-41. The record is from RefSeq and is a predicted model, not a curated record. The transcript has 4 exons. NCBI's taxonomy places the organism in Eukaryota, Fungi, Ascomycota, Sordariomycetes, Ophiostomatales, Ophiostomataceae. Gene Ontology annotation, biological process: retrograde transport, endosome to Golgi. Bases 1 to 1851 code for a protein of 616 amino acids. Gene Ontology annotation, molecular function: phosphatidylinositol binding.
AUGUGGAACGACGAGGACAACAACCCGUAUGGCAGCAGCUUUGAUCGUCGAGACUCAUAUGGCUCGUCAGCGACACCGGCGUCUCCAGAUUCUCGCCCCAACUUCGAUGCGUCGUCAGUCACUUCUGAUGAAGCACAAGACGUCCCUAGCUACGUCAAGCCCACCAGUGACGUCGAAAGCGACGAUGACGAGGAAGAAGAAGAAGCGGCUGCUGUGUCACACAGCGAGCUCCAGCCACGACGGAAGCCCGGCGGCUACGACAGCCGGAUCGAACAGCUUCUUUACGAAAACCCAGAAACCCCCAUAUACAUCACGGAUGCGGGGAAGAGUGUAGAGAACAGUGGGCGCUACAUCGUGUACACAAUCCGGACAGGUGACCUCGAGGUUCGGCGGCGAUACUCUGAGUUUGCGACCCUACGCGAUGCGCUGACACGGUUGCAUCCGACCCUCAUCAUUCCCCCAAUACCCGAGAAGCACACGAUGGCCGACUAUGCUGCGAACCCGACCAAUGCCAAGCAAGACCAGCAGAUCAUUGAUUUGCGCAAGCGGAUGCUUGCCGUCUUCCUCAACCGUUGCCGACGCAUGGAGCAGAUCCGGACUGACGGUGUCUGGUGGCGGUUCCUUGACCCCAACGCAAGCUGGAACGAGGUGCUGCACUCGCAUCCCAUUGCGUCGAUUCCCAAGUCCAUCCUCAAAGCGCCUCCUCUCAACACCGCAAACCCGACUCCGGCACACAGCUACCUGCCCAUCCCAGCAGCGUCGUCGAAGCUCAAGGUGUCAUCCGGGACGCCGAGUGUCCCUAUCAUCGACGGCUCUCUGGCGCGCUUCCCCCCAGAGUCAAGCCAGCUGACAGAGCAAGAUCUCGACCCGUACUUCACAUCUUUCGAGGCAUCAAUCAAGGAGCUCGAGCAGCUUCUUAUGGGUCCAAUGGAGAAGGUCAACCGUCGCACGCUCAGCCACCUGUCGUCCCUUGCGUCCGACCAGUGCGAGCUCGGCGCUCGGUACAACGCUUUUGCGCUAUCAGAGACCGCGCCGACUUUGGGAGCCGCUAUUGAGCGGAUUGGCCAGGCUGUUGACUCCUCGUACAUAGCAACGGAAGAGCUCUCCAGCUCACUCGGCGCUAGCUUCGCCGAGCCAAUGCGCGAGAACGCCCAGUUUGCGGGUGUGGUCCGCAGCGUGCUGCGGUACCGGAUCCUGAAGCGUGUCCAGCAGGAGAUGACCAAUGACGAUUUGAACAAGAAGCGGGCACUCCUGGACCAGCUGGAGCGCAGCGAGGCCGAGGCACGGCGCAUCGACCAGUACCUCAGCGGCAGCCAACAGAUCCAGCCGCCACGGCGGUCGAACAGCUCAAGAGACCAGUCUGGGCAGCAUCACCGCCGGGACGGUAGCCAAGAAGACACGGCCUCGAUCGACUCGGACUUUCCGCCGACACACGGUGACUACUCGUCUGUGCCCUCGGCCAAAAACGGACCGCCAGAGCGCAGUGUGUCAAACCCGGGCCGCAAGAAGGUGGCCAGCGGCAACUCGAUCACGAACAAAAUCUUUGGGCCGAUUCGGCACGCGGUGCAGGGAGUCGUGGAUGUCGACCCGGAACGGACACGCCGUGACACGAUUACCAAGACACGCGAAUCAAUUGCACAGCUGGAGCAGGCCCAAGUAGCGUCUGCCCAGGACGUCAAGGACGCGAGCGCCAACGUGCUGCGUGACCUGAAGCGGUUCCAAAAGGAGAAGGAGGACGAUCUCAAGCGGUACAUGAUUGCCUAUGCAAAGAGCCAGAUCGAGUGGGCCAAGAAGAACAGAGAAACGUGGGAGGAGGCGCGCCAGGAAGUCGACAAGAUCGAACCGGAAUAA